AUGGUGAGAGCUUUGGAGGACGAAAGAGAAAUGUACAAAUCGAGGCUGGAUUAUAUCAGGGGAAUGCACGGUGAAGGGGGAAGACAAAAAUCGAGGAGCAUGACCUUCGAAAGCGAUGGCUCGACUGCUCAAACUGAUGAUGAUAGGAUGACAACAUCAAGAAGCCAUGGCUCUUUAAUGCUACAUGAUCACGAGCAAAUGGAACAUCAGAAAACCGACAAGAUAAAGUCUCGCCUGGCCAAUAACGGGAGCUCGACAAAUAUGGAGUUGAUGAAAGAAAGAUUUUCAAAGUUGCUCCUGGGUGAGGACAUGUCCGGUGGAGGAAAAGGAGUUUCUUCAGCUUUGGCAUUGUCAAAUGCAAUCACAAACUUGGCAGCUUCUGUAUUUGGAGAACAAAAGAGGUUAGAGCCGAUGGCAGCAGACACCAAAGCAAGGUGGAGAAAAGAGAUUGAUUGGCUCUUAUCAGUCACAGAUCACAUUGUUGAAUUUGUUCCCUCCAAACAAAGGUCCAAAGAUGGAACCAACAUGGAGAUUAUGGUGACAAGACAAAGAAACGAUCUCCACAUGAACAUUCCCGCUCUAAGAAAACUCGACGCCAUGCUCCUCGAGUGUCUGGACAACUUCAAGGACCAAAACGAAUUCUACUACGUGUCCAAGGAUGACGAGGACUCUUCUAAGAAGGGUAAAAACAAUGGGAGAGCAAGUUUAGGGGACUCGAUGUACAAGAGUAUUACAGAUGAGUACUUUGACCCGGACUACUUCCUGUCUACCGUGGACUUGUCCUCGGAGCAUAAAAUCCUAGACCUUAAGAACAAGAUUGAGGCAUCGGUUGUGAUAUGGAAGCGAAAAAUGAACGCGAAAGACAACAAGUCGGCUUGGGGAUCGGCCGUGAGCUUGGAGAAGAGAGAGAUUUUCGAGGAUAGGGCAGAGACGAUUUUGCUCAUUUUGAAGCAUCGUUUUCCGGGACUACCUCAGUCUGAUCUUGACAUCAGCAAAAUACAGUGCAACAGAGAUGUGGGGCAUGCGAUCUUGGAAAGCUACUCAAGAAUCAUAGAAAGCUUAGCAUUCACGGUUUUAUCAAGAAUCGAUGAUGUCAUGCAAGUCGACUCUCAAGCACAAAACCCGAUGACAGCUGGCGAGCCAAUGAUGAAGUCUCCCAUAAGAGAGGCCUCGCCCAUAACCACACCCAAAGAAGAAAACAACUCGGCCGAGACUCCAACUUCGAUGACGCUAUUGGAUUUCAUGGGUUGGAACUUGGACAAGUCGGAAAACGAGACGAAAAAGGACUCCUCACAUGAAGAAGCCGAUAGAAAGUUGCGGGUGCAGAGGGCGUACGGCGGCAAAGGUCGCACCAUAUUCCGUGUAGGGUUUCACAGUUUCACAGAACGCAGAAGUAGAAAAAUAGACUGCUCUCUUCAUCUCCGCCCUUCAUCUCCGACGAGCUGCUGCCGCGCCGGCGCCGCCGCAUCUUCGAGCUCUUCCCCAGAUGAUGUAAGUCCUGUUGUUCACAAAGAGGCAGGACCGUCUGAAGCCAAUCCUUUAUCGAGACGAAGCAUAACUGACCCCAAACAAACCCCAAUGAAGCAAGUUAAUCCGAUAGCAAGUCUACAAAAGAUUCUUAAGUUCAGACUAAUGUUGGAUGCUGAAAAUGAUGAUGGUAAAGGCAGUCAAUCAGAUAAGCCGCCUUGAUAUACUGCAAGAUAUGGUUAGCAUGACUGUCCAUCAGUUCAUCACCCAGUAUGUUAUUUGCUUUAUGUCCUGUUUUUUAGAGGAUUUACUGUGAUGGCUACACAAAUUUCACAAACUCUGACGAAUCAUAGGAAUUUUUAUGGAUAUAAGAUGUUUUAGAAGUUCUUUUCUCAAAUAUGGUUAUAUUAUUUAAUCUGUGCGUAUUGUCCAUCCUAUAAUUUGCUUCUUUAUGAUUAGGGUGAGUUGUAAAAACUCUAAUUACAAGAACAAAG
Molecule: messenger RNA, 1961 nt
Organism: Striga asiatica
Lineage: Eukaryota; Viridiplantae; Streptophyta; Magnoliopsida; Lamiales; Orobanchaceae
Source: the annotation of a GenBank genome assembly